AUGACAUUUGUCUCACCGGUGAACACAAUGACAUUGGAUUGUUCGGGCAAUGUCGUAUCGAACGCCCUUCUGCUUGCCGAUGUCGACAUGAAUAAAAGCAAUGAAUUGAUAGUCGGUACGCAAGAUGGUGAAUUACUCAUAUUCAAAGCGAUUCGAAACCAAAGUCAGGCACAAUUGUGGCGUCGAGCACAUGGACUUGGUUUUAUAACGGCCAUUGCGGUCGGCCCAGUGACGACUAAUACUCCUGAGCCUCGACCGAUCAUUUGUGUGGUCAAUGCCGAGGGAGCAAUUCAUUUAUUUCUGCUCAGAUUAGCUGUACAAAGAAACCGUGUACGUAGUGCCGGUGGUACUUUGAAUAGUGGUAAUCGAAACGAUUCCAAAGUGCACCUACAUAGUGCAACAUCCAUCGUCAAUGACGAAGAACAACAGCAACAGCAACAGCAACAAAUUCAAGUCGCAUUUAGUCAACAACUUAUCUGUAAUCCAAAGAUAUUAAUUAUUCAAGAAUAUAAUGACAAUGAAAAACAAAUCAUUAUUGGUUAUGCUGAUCGAAGCAUUCGUGUAUUUACAUCGAUGGUCAUCGAAGAAUUCGAUGGUCGGUUGACGGGUCGAUUUGCUUUGAAAAGUGUUUUCAAUAUUGCUGAACAAAUUUACACUAUCGCUGCUCGACGAAUAUCAGUGAAAGAUUAUGAAUUGAUCGUUUCACAACCAGGUGGCAAUCUUCUACGAUUCAAUCCCAAUGAAGAAAAUGGUCGAAUUCUCGCAACUGAUAUGUGCAAUAAUGGUACCACAGGAUGGACCGAAGCAAUUGCGUUGGAUCGAUUCGUUGAUGAAACCGUUUAUGCAGCGAUAUGUCAUGAUCAUAUUGAUAUAUUUUCUAAUCAACUCAAUAGAAUUCUUUAUACAAUUCCAUUGAGUGUCAAAACUGGAUACUUGUGUGGUCUUCGGGUAGGACCACCCUCCAAGGAUAAAUACAACCAAAUAGUAACAAUUUCCUCUGUCGAUGGCGAUACAUUCAUCAUUGAUCGCGAUUCGAAUAUCCUUCGUUUUCGUCCGCCACUAUCGUCGAACACAGGUUGUGGUGGUGGAAACGAUUCAAUCACUAACACAAGUUUUGCCGAUCAAAUUCAAGCGUUCACAUCUGGUUUCUUUGGCGAUAAUAACAUAUUCUGUUUCAUCUAUGUUCUCACACAUAAUGACAAAAUUAUCAUUGUACAUUCGAUUGAAACAAGCAAUACCAAAACAGCAAAUCUUGCAACUUUAUUAGAGAAAUCAGCGCUCGAUCAGAAAAUCAAAGAAGGUUAUUAA
Adineta ricciae is the source of this 1308-nucleotide messenger RNA. The record is from the annotation of a GenBank genome assembly. Lineage: Eukaryota; Metazoa; Rotifera; Eurotatoria; Adinetida; Adinetidae.